AUGUCGUCCUUCAGCAACACAGAUACCGGCUCCAAGCCCGCCGACCCCUACAAGGCCGCCAACAAGGACGAGCCUGCCGUCGAGGAGAAGUUCCAGGCUUUGGACAAGUUCACAAACUCAUGCAAAUUCGGCAUGAUGACCACCAGAGACGACAGCUCAGGAAAGCUGGUGUCCAGAUGUAUGGCAGUGGCAGCCAAGGAGCAUGGUGGUACCGAUCUGCUCUUCUUCACCAACACAGAGUCCAACAAGACGGACGAGAUCAAGAGUGAUCCGCACGCCAACAUUUCUUUCCUGGACAGCUCCGGCCAGUGGGCUUCCAUUGCAGGCACAACCAGCAUCGAGACAGACCGUAGCGUUGUCAAGAAGCACUACAGCCCCAGCUUGAAGGCAUGGCUCGGUGACUUGGGAGAUGGAACCCACGACGGGUCUGAGAAUGACCCCAGAAUCGGAGUCAUUCGUAUCAAGAUGGAUACUGCGACCUACGCCAUCACAGACAAGACGAUUAUUGGCCGCGUUGCAGAGAUUGCCAAGGGAACGGUGACCGGCGAGGCCGCAUAUGUGAACAAGCUGCGCGAAAUCACCUCUUCCGAAGUUCAGCAGUGGCGUGGAAAGCACUGA
This is a messenger RNA of Neoarthrinium moseri, 618 nucleotides long. RefSeq lists its product as uncharacterized. NCBI's taxonomy places the organism in Eukaryota, Fungi, Ascomycota, Sordariomycetes, Amphisphaeriales, Apiosporaceae. The transcript has 2 exons. The record is from RefSeq and is a predicted model, not a curated record. The coding region runs from base 1 to 618 and encodes 205 amino acids.